AUGUCCAUUGUUGUCGAACAAACACUCCCCUACAGCAGUGCGCAGCUCCAGCUCGAAGACCCAACGAGAUGGAGUCGGCUACUCCCUCUCAUACGACCCUCGGUCAAAAGCAUCGAAACGGCAAACGGCCAGACGGUGCUUGUCGAUACCGCGCUGGCGAGCAGCGAAAACGUUCUCGUUGCUGUUGUUGGGAGAGUUGGGAACUUCUCGAGCAAAAUCUUGAGCGAGUCGCAUCUGGUGGCAGCUUUCACAGUCGAGCAGAGGGAGAAGGGAAUCUCGGCUCGAGAUCUGGCAAGGGCUCUCGAGGAGUCGGGAUUCCCUACUGAGAAUGGGGUCGUCGUGCUCCGCGCUGGCGGAGCUCAAGAUCUGACCAUGGCGGCUGGCGUCAUAGAGCUUACUCUGGAUGGCGUGUUGAAGCUGGAUCACAUCCUGUCAUUGUUUGCGGCAGCAAAGCCCAAUGUCAAAGCGUCUUUCGAAAAGACUCGAGCCUUACUAGACCACUUCGUUGGGUCCACCGCAGAUACUACAUCUACUUUCCACAAGCAGAAAUCUGGAGACCGGCCUGCAGUAGCUCACGCUGCCGGUCUCGUCGCGUUCAACUCGGCCAAGUCCUCGAUAGACAAGGACUUGAGUUCUUUACUACGCUCGAAAACACCAUCGACGGAUUCGAUCUUCUCCAUUCACUACUCUGACGUAAACGGCCUCUCUCGCUUAGAGAACAACAUUUUGGCCCAUGAGAUUUCGGGUUUCCUAGCCGGGAGGGACUCCGCGUCUUAUAUCUCCCAAUCCACAAUCCUCAACAGUCAGUCCCAAGCACGGGGCUGGGCGAUAUCAUCAUGUGUUCUUCCAGCUUACCUCUUGACACCGCAAGCGAAGCCAACAAACCCACUUGCCAGUGCCAACGACAGUGCUCCAUCCGAGCCAAGCGACAUUACAUCCGCGAUCACGUUUUCCGACGCCCAAGUUCGGCGGAUGGUCACUGCAGGGUGCGAGCGAGUCAUCAAAGAGGAGUCCACGAUAACGGAGUACGAUACCAUCGUCGGCGACGGAGAUUGCGGCUACACGCUGCGGGACGGAGCGACGCAAGUCAUGAGCUACGUCCGCACCGCCGACCUGUCCAAGCUCCCUUCCACUCUCCGCGAUCUCGUCGAUGACCUCGAGGUGACCAUGGGCGGCACAUCCGGCGCUCUGUACUGCAUCUUCCUCUCGUCCCUGGCGCAGCAUCUCCGCCACGCGUCGACAUUCCCCGCUGCCCUGGCCGGCGCCUUGGAGUCCCUGCUGAGAUACACGCGAGCGCGACUGGGAGACCGGACGUGCUUGGAUUGUCUGAUUCCGUUUGUGGAGACCUUGAAAGCGACGGGUGACUCGAAGAAGGCGUUGAGCGAGGCAGGGAAUGGCGUGGAAGGCACCAAGAUGUUGGAGGCCAGGCUGGGUAGGUCGAGUUAUCUGGAUGAGUCGGCCACAAGGGGCGUUCCUGACCCUGGGGCUUAUGGGUUGCUGGUGUUGUUGGAAGGGAUGGUUGGCGCACAGUGA
This is a messenger RNA of Drepanopeziza brunnea f. sp. 'multigermtubi' MB_m1, 1533 nucleotides long. RefSeq lists its product as uncharacterized. The record is from RefSeq and is a predicted model, not a curated record. Lineage: Eukaryota; Fungi; Ascomycota; Leotiomycetes; Helotiales; Drepanopezizaceae. Gene Ontology annotation, cellular component: cytosol. Gene Ontology annotation, molecular function: glycerone kinase activity. Gene Ontology annotation, biological process: glycerol catabolic process.